This is a messenger RNA of Eublepharis macularius, 3747 nucleotides long. RefSeq names its product myosin IH (gene MYO1H). The record is from RefSeq and is a predicted model, not a curated record. The transcript has 31 exons. Gene Ontology annotation, cellular component: cytoplasm; microvillus; actin cytoskeleton. Gene Ontology annotation, biological process: vesicle transport along actin filament; actin filament organization. NCBI's taxonomy places the organism in Eukaryota, Metazoa, Chordata, Lepidosauria, Squamata, Eublepharidae. Gene Ontology annotation, molecular function: ATP binding; microfilament motor activity; actin filament binding. The coding region runs from base 21 to 3089 and encodes 1022 amino acids.
CGAAGCCAAACCAGUUGAACAUGGAAGGGGCUCUGAUAGCCCGGGACCGAGUUGGUGUUCAAGACUUUGUCCUUCUGGAUUCCCACACAAGUGAAUCUGCAUUCCUGGACAACCUUCGCAAGAGAUACCGGGAGAACCUAAUAUACACAUACAUUGGCACCCUCUUAGUGUCUGUGAACCCAUACAAAGAACUGGACAUCUACACAGUUAAGCAGAUGGAACAAUAUAAAGGGGUCAACUUCUUUGAACUGCCACCACACAUUUAUGCCAUAGCCGACAAUGCCUACCGGGUCAUGUGCACUGAAUAUAAUAACCACUUCAUCCUGAUCUCGGGGGAAAGUGGAGCUGGGAAAACAGAGGCCUCCAAGAAGAUACUACAGUAUUUUGCUGUGACCUGUCCCACCACAGAGCAACUGCAGGUUGUCCGAGACCGUCUGCUUCUCUCUAAUCCCGUUCUGGAGGCUUUUGGAAAUGCAAAAACGCUAUGCAAUGACAACUCAAGCAGGUUUGGAAAAUACAUGGAUAUCCAGUUUGAUUUUAAGGGGGCUCCUGUCGGAGGGCACAUCCUCAGCUAUCUGAUUGAGAAGUCGCGCGUUGUUCACCAAAAUCCUGGGGAACGGAACUUCCACAUCUUCUACCAGUUGCUGGAAGGAGGGGAAGAGGAGCUCCUUCGUGGGCUUGGGCUGGAGCGGGAUCCUCAGAAGUACAUUUACCUAAUACAGGGAAGCUGUGCCAAAGUGUCUUCCAUUAACGACAGGAGUGACUGGAGAAUGGUCCGCAAAGCAUUCACUGUCAUUGAUUUUGCAGAGAAAGAUAUCCAGAACCUCUUUGGAAUCAUUGCAAGCGUCCUGCAUCUGGGCAACAUUCAGUUUGAGGAAGACAGCAAUGGCCAUGCCAUCAUCACCAAUGGCGCCCAGAUCAAAUGGAUCUCCAAGCUCUUGGGUGUCCAUCUAUCCAUUCUACAAGAAGCUCUUACGCACAGGAAAAUUGAGGCUCGGUUUGAGGAGGUUUUGAGCCCACUGAAUGUAGAUCUGGCGUAUUAUGCUCGAGACGCCGUGGCAAAGGCAAUAUAUGGACGGAUGUUUACUUGGCUGGUUAACAAAAUCAAUGGGUCUUUAGCAAAUAAGGAUCUCACCAGGAAGACGGUGAUUGGGCUGCUGGACAUCUAUGGCUUUGAGGUUUUCGAGACAAACAGUUUUGAACAGUUUUGUAUCAACUACUGCAAUGAGAAGCUCCAGCAGCUGCUAAUAGAGAUGACUCUGAAGGCUGAGCAAGAGGAAUACAAGUUGGAGGGCAUAGAGUGGGAACCAGUUCCAUAUUUCAACAACAAGAUAAUUUGCGAUCUAGUGGAAGAGAAACAUAAAGGGAUUAUUUCUAUACUGGAUGAAGAAUGUUUGCGGCCUGGUGAAGCCACCGAUCUGAGUUUCCUGGAGAAGUUAGAGGAGAAAGUAGGACACCACGCCCACUUCCUGACCCGAAAGCUUGCAAAGCAGAAGACCCGAAAAUCCAUCGGCUGGGUUGAUUUCCGCCUCCUUCACUAUGCUGGAGAGGUGACCUACUGCACAGUUGGAUUUCUGGAGAAAAAUAAUGAUCUUCUCUACCGAAACCUUAAAGAGGUGCUGUGUAAAUCCAAAAACGGUAUCAUCCGGGAAUGUUUUCACCUGUCAGAGCUGGAUAGCCGGAGGAGGCCUGAGACUGUUGCCACUCAGUUCAAGAACAGCCUUGCAAGCCUGAUAGAAAUCCUCAUGUCCAAAGAACCCUCCUAUAUCAGGUGCAUAAAACCCAAUGAAGACAAGAAGCCCGACAAAUUUGACGACUCCUUGAUCAGACACCAGGUGAAGUACUUGGGUCUGAUGGAGCACCUGCGAGUGAGGCGAGCGGGCUUUGCAUACCGUCGAAAGUACGAACACUUCCUGCAAAGGUACAAAUCACUGUGUCCAGAAACAUGGCCUCAUUGGCGGGGCUCAGCAGCCAGGGGGGUGGAGAAGUUGAUCAAACACCUCGGAUACAAGCCCGACGAGUAUAAAAUGGGCAAGACCAAAAUAUUCAUUCGUUUCCCGAGAACUCUGUUUGCCACUGAAGAUGCUUUUGAGUACAGAAAACAUCUGCUAAUUUCCAGAGUGCAAGCCAAAUACAAGGGAUGUUUGGGGAAGCGCGAGUUCCAGAAGAAGAAACAGGCUGCCAUCAAACUGGAGGCCCGGUGGAGAGGCGUUCUGGCACGCAAAGCGGCCCAAAAGAGGGCGUGGGCAGUUCAAACCAUUCGGAAGUACAUAGUAGGCUUUAUAAACCGAAAACAACCCUUGAACCCUGCAAACGUGGACUACGUGAGGCUUACGCGGUGCACCUACCUUAUGAAGCUCAGGGACCAUCUUCCAAAGACGGUCUUGGACCAAACGUGGCUUCCGCCGCCUGAGAUCUUGCAAGAGACUUCUGAGCUUCUGAAGAAGCUGUGCAGGAGGACCCUCGUGCGGAAAUAUUGCCGCAGCAUCACAGCGGAGAGGAAGGCACAAAUGCAGCAGAAAGUGGUUGCGAGUGCCAUUUUCCUUGGGAAGAAAGAAGGCUAUGACGAUAGUGUGGCCAAGCCAUUUGUUGACACCAGGAUAAGUGAGGAAGAUUUAAACCCCAAAGUCUUGCAGCUGAUUCGGCAUGAGAAGAUCAAGUAUGUGGUCUCCGUGGUAAAGUUUGACCGGAAUGGCUUCAAACCCCGAGAGCGGCUGCUCGUCUUGACCAGGGUGGCGGCUUACUUGGUGGAGAUGGCCAAGAUCAAGCAGAAGGUGGAGUACACGAUGAUCAAAGGCCUUUCUACCAGCAGCCUGAGCGAUGGAAUCUUAGUGGUCCACAUUUCAGAAGAAUGUAAACAGCAGAAGGGAGAUGCCAUUCUGCAGUGCGAACAUGUGUUUGAGACAGCCACCAAACUCUGCAUGCUGGCCAGCAAGGAGGACAUUGCAAUUGCCCAGGGGAGCCUCCUGUACAGUUUGGGGGCUGGGAAAGAAUCGACCAUCAUUUUCACAACGGCACAUGAGUCUCGGAUCUACAAGGCCAAAAGUGGACAACUAACUGUGGUAUCGCCCAAAGUGAAAAAGUCGUGAUGGGAACACGAGUUCAAGUUUUGCCCGUUACCACGGCUGCUAGGAAUGGAAAAUACCAUGAACACCACCCCGUAUGGAGAAGAGCCACGUCCAUGGAGUUCUGAAGCCAUAGGACUGCUGCAGAUGUACCUCACUCCCAGCUUUCUUUUUAAAAAAAGCAUUACUAAAAAUAUAUAUAGCCAUUAACGGUAGAAACCAUCAUCACUCCUAAAUGUCACGACAAUUGAUGUUAACUUUAUUAGGGCUGUAGUUUUGUGGCCUUCUCUGUAAUUGAAGUUCAGAAAAAUUUAUGUCUAACUGCACUUAAGGGAUCUAUGCCUUUUAAAAGAAAAACUCUGAACAGAAGGUUCCAGCCACGGCUUCUGUAUUGGGCUUAAGCUGCUUAACAAGAAAAAAGGCAGAAGGUAAAAACUGGCUGACCCUCCAGCCAGGAAGAAGUCUGGCUUCUUUCUGUCAAGUUGCUGCAGGCAACACAAGGGUGGGAAGCACAGGCCUUAAUUUUUGCCACCCACCGCAGCUGCUGAAUGGACAUUCUAGACCCAGCCCUUGGUUUUUGCCAGUUGCUGUGUUUGUGUCUGACGCAAAAGGUCGGCUGGUGGAGUUGUGCCUCGCUCUGUGUUAGUGAGACAGAAUGUGCACUGUAAAUGGUGAUGCAAAU